Messenger RNA from Pungitius pungitius (ninespine stickleback), 7869 nucleotides. RefSeq names its product microtubule associated serine/threonine kinase 3b (gene mast3b). Gene Ontology annotation, biological process: peptidyl-serine phosphorylation; intracellular signal transduction. Lineage: Eukaryota; Metazoa; Chordata; Actinopteri; Perciformes; Gasterosteidae. Gene Ontology annotation, molecular function: ATP binding; protein binding; magnesium ion binding. The transcript is spliced from 28 exons. The record is from RefSeq and is a predicted model, not a curated record. The coding region runs from base 521 to 5002 and encodes 1493 amino acids.
AACGAUUUGGAUUGAAUGGAUCCACAGAACAAGCGGAGUCGCGUACCAUUUUGUGCGUGUGAAGGCGGCGCAGUUCCACAAACACACGAUGAGACAUUAUGUUACACGAACCGCACAAGGCGGAACCUUUGGGUCUGUGAAUUAAAUCUCAACGCCACUCUCGGCUGUCACCUCACCGCCCAAAUUGAUUAAGCCGCCCCUUCAGAGAGCCUCCCCCCUCCUUCCGCUCCCUCCCCACCAGUCACAUGGAGGUUAGGGUGAUCCGUCGCUCCCUCGAUGCUGUGGCAGUCGGGUUCUAGUGCGCCUCGCAGACUGAGUGCGUCGUAUGUUUUGAGCCUUUUUUUUCGUAGACGCAACUGCAUUUUAUUUCGUUCUCCCUGGAAUCUGCUGAAGACGCUGGUAACCGACACUGGUUUGAUGGGUUUAUUUUUAGUCGCCCACCGCAGCGAUGGGUGUCUGUAAGCCGGACGUGAGAGCGGUGAAGUGAAGCCCCCUCUUCCGGGGCUCGGUGAUCGGCAGAAUGAAGUCGAGGCGAGAUAAACUGAAGAUCCCCUCCCUGACCCUGGAUUUGUCGCCCACAUGCCAAAGCCCCACUCUCCUGAGCCCAUGCAGCCCUUGCAGUCCCUGCAGCCCCUUACAGACCCUUCAUCCCUGGAGCUGUCGCAGCAGCAACAGGAAGAGUCUCGGCGUCGGGACGCCGUCACCCACACUGUCCCGGCCGCUGUCCCCGCUCUCGCUCCAUACUGCUGCAAGCAGCCCUCUAGACAGCCCACGAAAUGUGUCGACCAGUGCCUGCCUCAACUUCCCGUUUGCCCGAAGUCACUUGGCUCGCGCCGACAGAGCCGAGGGCCGGAGAUGGUCCCUGGCAUCCCUCCCCUCAUCUGGGUAUGGAACCAACCCGCCGAGCUCCACUGUCUCGUCCUCCUCGUCCUCCCAGGAGCGUCUCCACCAGCUUCCCUACCAGCCGACUCAAGAUGAGCUGCACUUCCUCUUCACGCACUUCCGCAGCACAGACAGUAUGACUGACGAGGAUGGGCGGCCCUCCACCCUCAUACGACCUCGGUCCCGAAGCCUCAGCCCCGGGCGAUCCAGUGUCUCCUUUGAUAAUGAGAUUGUCAUGAUGAACCAUGUUUACAAAGAACGUUUUCCAAAGGCCACAGCCCAGAUGGAGGAGCGCUUGUUUGAGAUUAUCACCCACUGCUCUCCAGACAGCUCCCUCCCGCUGGCUGACGGGGUGCUGGGCUUCAUCCAGCACCAGUUGGUCGAGCUGGUCAGAGACUGUCUGGACAAGUCCCAGAAAGGCCUGGUUACUUCCCGCUACUUUGCUGAGUUGCAGGAGAACCUGGAGAAGCUGCUUCACGAGGCCUACGACCGCUCUGAAAGCGAGGAGGUAACUGUCAUCACGCAGCUGGUGAGGAAGAUCCUCAUCAUAAUCUCCCGGCCAGCUCGCCUCCUGGAGUGUCUGGAGUUUGACCCGGAAGAGUUUUAUCACCUACUCGAGGCUGCGGAGGGUCAUGCUAAAGUCGGCCAGGGAAUCAAGACGGACAUCCCGCGCUACAUCAUCAGCCAGCUGGGUCUGACACGGGACCCUUUAGAAGACAUGGUGCAGCUUGAGCAGUAUGAUGCCAGCCCUUCAGUGUCUGUGGAAAUAGAGGCAAAUGGGGAGAAUAAGGCCCCACAGACUCUGACACCGACUCGAAGGAAACCUUUUGAGAGUGAUUUUGAAACCAUCAAACUCAUUAGUAAUGGAGCCUAUGGGGCUGUGUACCUCGUCCGUCACAAGGAGACCCGCCAACGGUUCGCCAUGAAAAAGAUUAAUCGGCAGAACCUGGUUCUGAGGAACCAGAUCCAGCAAGCUUUUGUGGAGCGAGACAUCCUGACUUUUGCCGAGAACCCCUUCGUUGUCUCUAUGUUCUGCUCUUUUGAGACGCGACGUCACCUCUGCAUGGUCAUGGAGUAUGUGGAAGGUGGAGAUUGUGCCAACCUGCUCAAGAACAUGGGCCCACUGCCUGUAGAAAUGACACGGUUGUACUUUGCUGAAACUGUCCUGGCCCUGGAGUACCUUCACAACUAUGGUAUUGUUCAUCGGGAUCUCAAACCUGACAAUCUGUUGAUCACAUCUAUGGGCCACAUCAAGCUAACGGACUUCGGCCUGUCUAAAAUUGGCCUGAUGAACAUGACCACCAACCUUUGCGAGGGUCACAUGGAGAAAGACACAAGAGAGUUUAUAGAUAAACAGGUGUGUGGCACACCGGAGUACAUUGCCCCAGAGGUAAUCCUCAGGCAGGGCUAUGGGAAGCCAGUGGACUGGUGGGCGAUGGGAGUCAUCCUUUAUGAAUUCCUGGUCGGCUGUGUUCCGUUCUUUGGAGAUACCCCAGAGGAGCUUUUUGGACAAGUUGUCAGUGAUGACAUCAUUUGGCCAGAAGGAGACGAUGCGUUACCUUUUGAUGCUCAGGAUCUGAUCACCCGCUUGCUCAGACAGAGUCCUUUGGACCGGCUGGGAACUGGCGGAGCCUCAGAGGUCAAACAGACCCCUUUCUUCCUCGGUUUGGACUGGAAUGGACUCCUGAGGCAGAAAGCUGAAUUCAUCCCUCAGUUGGAGGCAGAGGACGACACCAGCUACUUUGACACUCGUUCCGAGCGCUACCACCAUUUGGCGUCUGACGAAGAUGAGGAAACCAACGACGAAGAGUCUUCCUUGGAAAUCAGACAGUUUUCUUCUUGGUCCCAUCGCUUCAGCAAGGUUUACAGCAGCACAGAACAUCUGGCGACACCAUCCAACCUGAGCUUCUCCUCUGACCGCAGCCACAGUGAGGAGAAGGAGGACCGUGGGGACCUUGGAGGCUUGAGUUCCUACCUGAGCCAAGCAGAGGGCAGCGUGGAGCGUGCACAUGCUGGACGCAUGGCCAGCCUUCGUCCUCGGGCUUCCUCCAGCUCCUCCCAGUCAGAGAGGAGCACCAGCCCCCUGGUGAUGAGCAGCACCCACAGCCUGGAGACGAUGCCUCGCUUUGCCCUCUCCACUGACGAUGAAGCUGAGGUGGUUGUCUCAAAUCUUCGGAGAAUCAGGAUUCGCAGCAACAGCACUGGAGCCAAACACUCGUCCCCGAAGGAGCCGGCCUGCCCUCGGCGCUUCGGUAACCAGCUGGAGACGCCAGAUAGACAGCGGCUUCCCUGUGGCGGGAAGCUUCCCAAAUCAGCCUCCAUCUCUGCCUUGUCUCUCAUCAUCACUACAGACGACUUACCUGGCGGCCUCCAGCCUAGUCCCAUCUCCCCUCGCUCGCUGUCCUCCAACCCUUCGUCCCGGGACUCCUCCCCCAGCCGGGACCUGUCUCUCAGCCCUUGCAGCCUGAGGCCUCCCAUUGUCUUCCACACAUCGGGGAAGAAGUACGGCUUCACGCUGCAGGCCAUCCGAGUCUACAUGGGCGACAGCGACGUCUACACCGUUCAUCACAUGGUGUCGAGUGUGGAGGAGAGCAGCCCAGCUCACCAGGCAGGUCUCCGCACAGGAGACCUCAUCACCCACGUGAAUGGGGAGUCUGUCCAAGGCCUGGUCCACCCUGAGAUGAUAGAACUGCUAUUGAAGAGUGGCAGCAAGGUGGCGCUUCAGACCAUAGCGCUGGAGAACACGUCGAUCAAAGUGGGUCCGGCUCGAAAGACCAAACACAAAGGCAAGAUGGCUCGUCGCAGCAAGAAGAGCAAGAGGAGAGAUAAUUACGACCGGCGACGCAGCAUCUUGAAAAAGCUGUCCAAGCAGAGCACAGUGAUACACAGCAGUCGCAGCUUCAACUCAGGCCUCCACCACUCAGUUUCCUCCAGCGAGAGUCUUCCAGGCUCACCCACACACAGCCUCUCCCCCGGGCCUUCCACACCCUGCCGGAGCCCCGCGCCCGAUCAUCAGGCCAUUGACUCUCCUCAGAGCACGUCUCCCUGCUCCAGCUCUCCCAGUUCCCCCGCUACACACAUCCGGCCCAGCUCCCUCCACGGCUUAGGCUCCAAACUCAGCACGCAACGCUACACCAAGGUGGGUCGCCGCAAGUCCACCAGCAACAUCCCCCCCUCGCCCUUGGCCUGCAACUCGUCCUCCACCCAGCCUCUUUCGCCACAGCGCUCUCCCUCUCCGCUGUCGGGCUUCGCCAAAACCCUUCACGGCUACCACGGCAAAACUCUGUCCCCGCCCACCAUCGUUAGACACAUCGUCCGGCCUCGCAGUGCCGAGCCACCUCGGUCUCCUCUUCUUAAGAGGGUACAGUCGGCAGAGAAGCUGUCCGCUGGGUACCAUGCUGACAGGAAGUCGUACACGCCUCGCAGGCACACGCUGGAAGUGCCGUUUUACUGUGAGGGAGACCUGCUGGGGGACUCAGAGGCCGAGGGUUUCUGUGGAGGCUCCUACGCUGGGCCCGAUCUCAGCAGGCUUGGGGGGUACAUCGGAAGCCAGAGACUGAGGGACUCCGGGCUGGAACGGUCGGAGCAGCUGGUCGUGAUGCGAAAGCUCAAUCUAUCAGAGCGGCGGGACUCUUUUAAGAAACAGGAGGCGGUGCAGGAGGUGAGCUUUGACGAGCCGGAGGAGAAAACCAGCGCCACGGUUACAGCGACCCCCACAGCUCCAGGAGCCCAAACACAAAAUCAGCCUCAGCAGCAGCAGCAGCAGCAGCACAGGACAAACUGGAUGGUCACCCGACCCCAGAACAGCGUGGAGCUGGAGCCGGAAGUGCCAGCAGUGAGGAGGUUCACACUGGUCCCCCAGAUUGCCGUGCAGGGCUCAACGGAGAGCGAGCAUGACGAGUGGGAGCCGUGCUCAGACGGAGAGGACACCUACGAAACGGCAGAGCUGGACGUGUGCAUCACUUCAUCUCAGCCACAACAGGCGGGACUUCCUGUUGAUGGUGACCACAGCUGCAAGCCGGUAGCAGAAACCUCCUCCACUGGUCUUCAGGCUGGACCGUCGGCAGAGAAGACAGAGUGCAGAGAGGAAAGUCCACAGAAGGGACAUCUGAGAAAGUGACCCCUCACCACUGCGUUCAUUUCAACUGCUCAUGUCUUUUCUUUCAAGUCUUACAAACUACAGCUAAGAAAAGUUGAAAACGAUUUUACUUGAAUUUUUUAUUUGUAAAUAUUUGGCUGAGGGCAUUGCAGACGUUCGGUUAUUUAUUACAUUUGUCAACGGAUGCGUUGACAACAGUAGAAGGGGAAGUCGUCAAUGGUUUAAUUGCCACGGUCAGCAUUUUCUAUCAUAAAAUGUUGUUUAAUGUCUUUUUAUCUGGAUAGUUUUUAAAAUAAAUGUCUAUUUUUUGAAUGAAUUGUCGCAGAACAAAUGAGUUUGAUAGAGCAGGGUGUAACUGUUGUACGAAUCAAAAGGUACGCCGAUUAAAUCUUUCUCUUGAGCUUUGAGCUCAACGGGGCAGCUUCCUGUGCUGUAACAGAUCUCCAUUAACUUAAGAAUGACCUUUGGGUUUCACACUGUAUAGAGACAUGGUUGAUUCUAGUCAUUUUCUGAACUAUCGUUUGCUGCUUUGCUUUUGUAGAAACUGUCAUUGCUACCAAGCACUAUUUAGCAUAAAGGUAAAAGAAAUGCUGAAGUUUGAUAGUUGCUUAAAAAUGGGAUGCUUUGCACAGCUUGAAUUAUUUUUGCUUUUCAGACACAACUAUUGUGGUAUUGUAUUAUUGGUGGAGAACUGAGCAAAACUGUAUUAUGGUUGUCUGGUGCAAUACCUACAUAGAAAAAAAAUAUUUUUGUUAUGUGGAAACAAAAGAAAGAAAUUGAGUUCUUCCAUUCACUUAUUGAUCAUGUUCCUUACAGUGUGAAUUAAUGGUCAUAGUUUUUUUGUAAGUUUUUGUAAACUGGUCAGUGCAGGGUAAUGUUUUACACUAAGUACAAGUACAAUCUGUCAUUGAGCUGCAGCUGACUCAAAAGGUGUAUUAUGUGCCAUGAUAUCACUUCAGCGUCUUUAAAGCCAUAUCCUUGAAGGCAGCAGUCAACUCAUGAACCUGUUUUUUUUAAACUUUUUUUUCAGGUAUUGCAAUCUUAAGAUCUUUUAACUGAUGUUACAGAUCAUGAUAUUCUAUAAAAACUUAGUAUGAUGUCAUAAUCAUAGGGGCAACCCAGAUAUAUAUAUAUAUUUCUUCAUGCCCACUUUAACAUCAGUAGACACAAAUUCAGCAUGACCCUGUAAUAACUUGUUCUACUCAAAGCAUGCAAUUUGCAGGGAAAACCAUCAUGUAAACUCAUUAAAUGAUACGUCUUCUCCAGAGACUGAAGGAAAAUUCUGAAAAACACUUUUUUAAAAAAAAAAAUUCUCCUAUAAUAAAACAUUUUGUACCGGGUGGGGGGGGUGUAGUAGUAGACUGUAUUUUUUGGAGCAUUUGUCUGGAAACUGUAGCUCUUGUCUUUGCAGCAUGUAAGAGACACCAUGCAUACAAGACCUGUUGCUACUUAAUGUACUGUGUAGUGAUGUUUACAUCAAGGAGAAACGUGCACUAUUGUAUUAGUAAGUGAAUGUUAAAGGUAAAUUGAAAAUGGCAGAGGGAACCUCUCACAUUGCAUCCAAACCCAGGGCUCUCUGAACAAAUGUUUUACGUCUUUGUAAUGGAAACAAUUUGAUGUAUUUUGAUAAUGAUGUGUAUAAUUGGAAUGUUUUGGGGGGAGAUAAUAUGCACAAUUUCAGGCACCAGGAUUUUUCAAAUUCUGACUUAAAUGAAUAAGCUGUUACUAUCUUGGAUGUUUAUUAUCUUAUUUAUCGGUGGCUGGCUUUGGUAUCAAGUUUCUCCUUCUGUUUCUAAAGCAUCAGACUUGUUAAUUACUUAAAUCCUUCUUCCUCUCUAAAUCUUGUGACGACCUUUUACAGAUUGCUUGUGUUGAGUCAGUGAAAGAGUCAGUCAGAAUUGUUUACAUUGAACGAACAUGCUAUGUACUGUACAAACAUUUUAUAUUCUGUGGUUGUAUAUGAUGAAGCUAAUGUCUUUGAUACUUUUAAACAAAACAACGUUCAAAGAUGUAACAGCUGUUUAGUUGUGAAAAUGUUCAGAGAGGGUCACUUAGCAACAAACUGAGAAGCAUUAAGUGUUUUUACAUACACCUAAGUAACUGUAUUUUGAAAACCCUUGAUGUGUGAAGGAGAAAUGCAGUUUUAUUAACUGGGCAAAGGGAUGACCGUAAACGGGGGCGGGACAAAGGUAGUUUUCUGCUUGAACUUCUGUACCAUGUGUACUCUUCUAAUGUUUUUUCAUGUGCACAUCUGCAUGAAAAAUAUUUUAUAGAGAAAUUAAUGCGGUAUAAAUGAAGCAAGUUCUGUUUGUAAGUAAAAUAAUAGGUUACAAGUCGGACAAACAAAGUGCUGGUACAACACUAUUUGUACAAGUCAUACUGUAAGGGACUGCCCGUACUCUAAACUGUACUGUAGAAAUGUGCCAAUCCUUUAACACAUCACUUAUAAAAUAUGCCAAGCGUUCUUUCAAAGUGAUUCGGGACAAGAACUUUGCACUGCAUGUGUACAUAAUUUCUCAGAAUAACCAAAAUUCUUAUGUGAAUGUAAAUGUAGUCAAUGCUGGAUGGAUCGCUACUGGUUGAAAGCCGGUUUGGCGCCCACAAACACACCCCACUUUGAUGUGACAGCUGUAGGAUGCAAGUUUAAAGUGCCAGUGGAGGUCAGCAUAGAUUCUCAGCUGGUGUUAAACUUGCUCUUAAAGAACUAACUGGCAGGUUAAAUUGUUGUACAUGUGUUCUGGUGUGGACCCUGUUCUGUUCAGUGCAUGCUGCAUGAGACGAGCACACCUCUGUAGGACUUGAUUGCAUGGUAUACCGGCGUUGUAGCCCUGUACUGUGUUUUCCUGUGCAACAAAUAAAAUUUGAAUUUCUCCUUGCCUCAUCCUGAA